UCAAACAUUAACGAAAAAAAACUUUUUCAUAAGGCAUCGUACAUCAUGAGUCCAUUAAUAGGGAGUCUCCCUCGUUAUUUCUGUUGCCAAUAGAGUUAAUGCGCCCAGGAGAUAACUAAACCCCAGUAAAACGCAGUCGAUCUUAUCGGAGAUUGACUGAACUUUGACUGGGAGAUUCGAUGCUAAUAUUUCACCAUAUGACAGAUCGGAGUCCGUCCCCAACGCUCCUCUAACUGCACGGAGUGAAUAAGUGGAAUUGGCUGAAUUAUCUCCUGCGUUUUCUCGUCCCUUGGCUUUUUGGACGCCCCCCACCCCUUCCAGCUCCUCCUCCCUCUGUUUUCCAAGUGGAAAACUCUCUCCGCUCCCAGUGACUGUCCUGGUGCUGAAGGACAAGGUGCCGGGGAUAUUCAGCAUGCUCGGUUCUGGAGCCCUGCUCUUCCUCGUCCUCCUCACCCUUGGGGAGACUUCAGUCCUCGGCGUCCAGGGGCAGAGCGAGUCUCAACAUGCCGCUAAGAUGCAACCGACCCGUGCAGGACCGAUCGCGCCCACUCCCCAGGGUAUCUUCAACUCCAGCGCCGCCGGCCAGAACGGGAGCCGGGACAUGAACCGCCCCAUGUGCAAGCAGCGAACAGAGAUUAAGGGCACCUUCAAAUACAUCAACACCAUCGUCUCUUGCCUGGUGUUCGUGGUGGGGAUCAUCGGCAACUCUACCCUGCUGAGAAUCAUUUACAAAAACAAGUACAUGAGGAAUGGACCGAACAUCCUCAUCGCCAGUCUGGCUCUGGGAGACUUGCUGCACAUUAUCAUCGACAUCCCCAUCACUGUGUACAAGCUCCAUGCUGAAGACUGGCCUUUUGGAGUGGAAAUAUGUAAACUGAUGCCUUUUAUGCAGAAAGCAUCUGUUGGCAUUACUGUUCUCAGUCUCUGCGCACUCAGUAUAGACAGGUAUCGAGCAGUGGCAUCUUGGAGCCGUAUUCAAGGGAUUAGAGUUCCCAUGUGGACCAUGAUCGAAAUCAUUCUCAUCUGGGUCGUGUCGAUUAUUUUGGCAGUUCCAGAGACUAUAGCCUUUGAUCUGGUAAAUAUGGACUAUCGAGGAAAGAGAUACAGUGUCUGCUUGCUUCAUCCCGAUCAAAAAUCACAAUUUAUGCAGUUCUACAAGGCAGCAAAAGACUGGUGGCUGUUUGCUUUUUAUUUCUGUAUGCCUCUCGCAUGCACAGCUCUGUUUUAUUCUUUAAUGACUUGUGAGAUGUUAAGGAAGAAAAGUGGGAUGCAAAUCGCUCUGAAUGACCAUCUGAAACAACGUCGUGAGGUAGCAAAGACUGUGUUCUGCUUAGUCCUCGUUUUUGCCCUCUGUUGGCUUCCACUUCAUCUUAGUGGAAUUUUAAUGAAGAUAUUCUACAAUGAACAUGAUCCCAACAGAUGUGAACUACUGAGUUUCCUCCUGGUGAUGAACUACAUUGGCAUCAAUAUGGCUUCCCUCAAUUCCUGCAUCAAUCCAAUUGCACUCUACUUUGUCAGCAAGAGAUUCAAGAACUGCUUUCAGUCCUGCCUUUGCUGCUGGUUCCCGAGGAAGACUAUGAUGCACGUGUUGCCCCUGGAUGAGAAGCAGUCCUGCAUCAAGUGGAAGUCAAAUGGCAUCGAUCAUGGCCUGGACCACAGUAAUUCACGUUCCAGUAAUAAAUACAGUUCAUCAUAAAAGCGAGGCAGUCUUCCACACAUCCAUCUCAAGGAAGAAUGCUGGCACUGCCUAAAACUGUACAAAAAAUUGCAUUGCUACCAUAGUGAAAGACAAAAGCCCAAAUUGCAAACCAUACUCCUCUCCCAAAGGAAGGGCCGAUGCGGCAAUGUAUUCCAGAUGCAUACAUCAUGCAAGGAAACACCAUCUAGAAAAGCUCACAUAGUCUUUAAGCAUUCACUGCAGCCUAUAAAGAGUAAAUAAAUAUGGAAGAAACUGAGGACAGACCAACGGACAGGGAAAACCAUUGUUAAGGCACUUGAAUGGUCUGACUCUGCACUUUGGGGUCACCAGAAUGUUUCUGACUUCUAAGCUGAUCUGUUGCAAAAUAUAUUACUGAAAAAUGAGCCUGAGCCACAAGAUUGGAUGACGAGGUUUCAACUAGCAUGUAUUAUAUGCUGAGAAAUGGGUUUCAGUAAACUGAAUAGGUCAUAUUGUCUAGAAAACAAUUUUCUCAAACUUUCUGAGCAAUAUUUUAUUCAUAAAAUGGACUUUGGGCUGGACCCAUUGCCUUUUAUACUUUAUUUACAUCUUACUCAUAUACCUGGUAUACAUGGUAAAGAGAAUUUUAUUACACCAUCAUGGGAGUUGCAUCAACAUCAUAAGGCCUUGUGAUGCUAGAAGACACACAGCAAUUAUUUGAAUAAGUAAUAACAUUUAAUUCCCAUUAUCCAAAAUAUAAAAACAAUUGGGCUGUGUAUAUUCACAUGUGAUUCUACACCCAUAAUGAAUACAUAUUAAUCUUUGGCAACAUUCUAUAAUAAAGGUUUUGAUGCAUUGACCUACUUAAGCAGUUUGAAUUGCUGUUCCUGGAAGAACACUCUCCCUCUCUGCUUGCCCAUUGCUCACUUAGUGAAGAACUAUUAAGGGGGGGAUGGAAAUUCCCUCUGUUUUCCUAUUUGGAGAGAAAUUUUGAAUGCGAUUGUAGCAAAGUUGCAAAGAUUUCACCACGAAUAGCAAAGAGGAAAUUCUCCUCCCUCCUGCAACCCUCUACCGCCCCCGCCCCCAUCCCCCCCACUGCCUUUUAUCAAUACCAUACAGCAGGAGUUACCAGGUUAUGUUAGUAGUUACAACAAUCAUGAUCGAUCUUUCAACACCCUGGCUCUAACCAGAGGCGAGAAAGGCUUCUUCAUCUUUGAGCAGACCAGAUUGUCAGCAAAUUAAAUCAUAACUUGGACUCGAAACGUCGACUCUUUUCUUCUCCGCCGAUGCUGCCAGACCUGCUGAGUUUUUCCAGGUAAUUCUGUUUUUGUUUUGGAUUUCCAGCAUCUGCAGUUUUUUGUUUUUAUCUCAUAACUUGCCUGUCUAUUCCAAAAAGGUGCAUUUAACCACAACAUUUUGCAGUAUUAUUUUGUUAAGAUAUUAAAUGUAUAUUUUUUAAAAAUCAUUUUGAAAUACACUUAUUUAACAUUUACUUGGCACAUAGUUGAUUCAUAGUGUUAUAUCAUUGAUGAGAACUAAGUACUUCCUGAAUUUCUUGUAUAUAUUGUUUAUAUGACACCUACAUUUUCAAUUAAAUUAGCUAUAAUACAUUACUGAACAUAAAUUGUUCUGGCCAUAGUUUGCAUAUUCCAGCAACUAUUCUGUUAUUGCUAAAUGCCAGAAAUGUAUUGAAACAAAUGGUUGCUUCAUGUCCGAGAAUGUGACAAUGUUUUCAUUUCAAACUGAUGAUUUAUGCUUAUUAUUCUCUUCUGUAUAUUUCUCAUAAUCAUUUCAGUAAUUUUAUUGUAAAGCAUUGUGUUUUUCUUUCUAAUGCCUUUAACCAGUACAAAUGUGAAUGUUUCAUACAGAAUAAAUUACAGUUUAUUAGUUA
Messenger RNA from Carcharodon carcharias (great white shark), 3548 nucleotides. Its product is annotated as endothelin receptor type B-like. Gene Ontology annotation, molecular function: endothelin receptor activity. The record is from RefSeq and is a predicted model, not a curated record. Gene Ontology annotation, biological process: regulation of blood pressure; enteric nervous system development; G protein-coupled receptor signaling pathway. The transcript has 7 exons. NCBI's taxonomy places the organism in Eukaryota, Metazoa, Chordata, Chondrichthyes, Lamniformes, Lamnidae. Gene Ontology annotation, cellular component: membrane. The coding region runs from base 413 to 1696 and encodes 427 amino acids.